AGUCACCUCGUCGUGUCGGUCAGGAGAAGCUAUUGACGGCUAGCAGCUAACUGGUGACCAGAGCUGCCGGGAAGGUCAAUACUGGACUGCAGCAUCCUCUCCUGUUCUUCAGCUAACUGGACAUUUAUGUAUCUGACAACAUCACUUUUCGAAAAAAGGAUUUUGAACCUGUUAACUCUUUUUAGAAAGAUAGUUAGCUAGCUUACCUUUUAGCGAGCUAGCUUCAAGUCCCCUUUUCCAGCUGUCCUCAUAUCAUCUGAACAUCUACAAUCAUGGCUGCACUGAGAGCCUCCUAUCACAGGAUUUUGAACAAGAUUGAGUUUAUGCUGCCCUCCAAACUCAGACCUCUAUACAACCACCCUGCAGGUCCAAAAACAGUUUUCUUCUGGGCCCCAGUGUUCAAAUGGGGCCUGGUCGUAGCUGGAUUAGCUGAUAUGACUCGGCCAGCAGAUAAACUCAGUGCCUCUCAGUCCGGAGUGCUGACAGCCACAGGCCUCAUCUGGUCCAGAUACUCGUUGGUCAUAAUCCCAAAGAACUGGAACCUGUUUGCUGUCAACUUCUUUGUGGGCAGCGCAGGAGCCUCACAGCUCUACAGGAUUUGGAGUCACAAACAGGAACAGAAGGCUUUGGCUUUGAAAGAGGCUGCGGAGUCCUGAGUGUUUCUGUUGCCAACGCUCGUCCACAGUGGACUGAAAGGGAGACUUCACACCGGGCAGCGACCUGCCCCUUCUCAUCAUCUCUGCAUCCCAUGUCGUCUCCGUAACAUCCAUGCCAUAACCAUUAUUCUGCCACAUUUAGCCUGUUUUCCCUGUUGGAAAUAUGCACUUUUCCUUAAGUUUAACAUUUCCUCAGGGUGUUUAAAACAACAACAAAAAGAAUACGUUUUUUAACUGUAGUCAACACACACUCAAGAAAGGUGGUCAUCAACGCACAAGUAUUACAAUUCAACAAACUGUAGAAUUGUGCAUUCUUUAAUUUAACUUUGUAUCUCACACACUCGUUGGGAAGUUUUGCUUUUUUCCACCGCUGUCGUUCAGGUGUAGCAGUCAUUACCUCAUGCAAUAGCUUCCCAAAUAUGUAACUCUUGGAUAUGUGUUGAAUGUGGUUUAAGGAAUGUUUCCAAAUGAAAUUAAGGAUUUUAUCACAUUAAUCUUCUCAUUACUUAUUUAUAAUUUGGUUACAGUCACGGCAUCUGUACCAGAGUGAUUAUUAAAUAAUUAUUGACGACCAUGUAAUGAUUCCUUCCAUUUUUAAUGGCUUUAAUAAUUUUAAUUUAUGUGAGAAAAUUAUAGUUUAUAAAUUAAUGGCACUUGAUUAAACUUUCUUUUCUAGUCCAAACUGUAUAGAAAUAUGCUGUUAUUUUCUGAUUCUUUAUCAUGAACACUUCAAUGGCGCAUGUUUAAACCUGUGCAGCUUUUUAUUGAUUGUUACUUAAGAGUCCAUUAAUACUGGUACGGAACCAUUAACGGCUCUUUAUAAUCAAAACCUCGCUGUCCAAUGCCUCUUUGUUCUUAGAAAGGUGUUUUAUGUGUUCAUUUAAGGAUGAUAUUUUCACUGAAGUGACUCAUUUUAAUCCCACAACAAUUUUAGCAAUAAUUUAUGUAUUCGCUUUGAAAUAUCACUUGAUCUGCUGACUGUUUGAACAAAGGGCACUUUGAGGGUUGAUCAUUCUGGCUCUGUGGAAAUGUAAUGGCUAUGUAAUGAAAAUAAAUCCUGUUUAACACCAGCA
Scomber japonicus (chub mackerel) is the source of this 1729-nucleotide messenger RNA. RefSeq names its product mitochondrial pyruvate carrier 2b (gene mpc2b). Gene Ontology annotation, biological process: pyruvate import into mitochondria. Gene Ontology annotation, molecular function: pyruvate transmembrane transporter activity. The record is from RefSeq and is a predicted model, not a curated record. Gene Ontology annotation, cellular component: mitochondrial inner membrane. The transcript is spliced from 5 exons. Bases 273 to 656 code for a protein of 127 amino acids. Lineage: Eukaryota; Metazoa; Chordata; Actinopteri; Scombriformes; Scombridae.